AUUCGCUUUCAGUCUAGAGGAGUUAUUACAGGAAUCUUUGUUUUACACUAAUCAAUCCAGCUUUCUCUGACUUCAGGUCAGAGGAAACGGUUACAAUUUUGGCUGCCUUCGUCAGGUUUACCAUGGGUCACAACUAAUUGCUGCCUCUCAUGGCCAAGAUCCUGGGUGACAGCACUGUAUUCACUUCUCCAAUAUUCUGUAUUCUCUCACUGUUUUGCCAGAACGUGGGCAGACAUCGCUAGCAGUCCUAUUUUGGUCUCAGUCUUCUCCUCAUUUAGUUGCAUGAUUAAAUUAUAACUCCUUACAUCAUUUAUGUUUAACAAAGCAGCUGGCUCCCAGAUUUGUGUUCCCUGAUAUCCUCAGGCUGCUAUUGUGCCUAUGGCAAGGUAGGAGGAUGGGAACUCUCAGCAAAUCUUCCUUUGCACCAGACUGGUGUAAGCACAUUUUCUACCCUUUCAGUUCUCUGUCUUUCUCUGUUUCUUCCUGCUUCCCUAACCUGACUCCAGCAUUUUUGGUCAUGCCCAACAGGUUAGCAGAGGGUCCUGGACAUGCAGGUCCCUGCAUGGCCACCAUGUAAUUUUCUUGUGUCAGAUGAUGCUGAGAAAACCUUCUUUGGUCUCUUCCUUUUUUUUUGUUCCUCGGUAACAGUGGAGAGGAUGCACACCAAAGAAAAGAUUGCCUACCAACUUCCUAGUUGCCCUGGGAACAUUUGUCUAAACUUGCAUCUUAAAAGCACCGUUCUUCAGAGACACCUCUCCUGGUCUUCUCAAAGCAUCCAUCAAAAGCACGUCCUUGGAUGGUACAUGAAAGCAGCAGCCUCCAUUUCCAAACAUUCUGCUUUAAACCUGUUGCCUGGUUAUUCCUCUUCCAUCAAACUGUAUCUAUUUCACACAGAAAUGUAUCUACAGAGGUAUUUAGUGUUUUCUUAAUAUUCUUCAUUCCAGGAACAUGCAUGAGAAAGUACAUUCCCAGGAGUAACAGGAGUAGGAUAUUUUAAACAUAAAAUCGCACAGAUCAAAAUAGAACUCUGCUGCAACCUGCUCACCCCAAGGACCUGCAUUCAACAGAACCGGUCCCAGUUCCCAGCAGUCGUGUACACCACUGAAGGAAAAUGGACAUACUGAACAGCCACCACUUUUUGUACUUUCUGCCUACCACACGCCUUGUCAUCUUAUUAGCAGCUUUGACAACUGCUGAGGAUGUGACUAACAGCACUUUCAACCGCACUGACAUAAAUACAGGAUCUGUGCCUGUGGUGAUCUCCCGCAUCGACCAUAUUAUAGUCAAGGAGGGCAGUAGUGCCUUGAUCGACUGCAAUGUCCAAGGUAGUCCUAGUCCACGUUACAGGUGGUACAAUUCCAAUGGUCGCCUGCUCCAAGAGGAGGAGAAUAAAGGAAAAUGGUGGUUUCUUGACAACGGGCUACUAAACAUUACCAGGGUGUCUUUUGAAGACAGAGGUAAAUACACAUGUGUCGCAUCUAAUACAUAUGGCAGCGUUAACAAUACUGUGACACUGAGGGUUGUUUUUACCUCUGGAGAUAUGGGAAUCUAUUACAUGAUUGUCUGCCUUGUAGCUUUUACCAUUGUUAUGAUACUGAACAUUACUCGCUUAUGUAUGAUGAGCAGUCAUCUGAAAAAAACUGAGAAAGCAAUCAAUGAAUUCUUUAGAACAGAAGGGGCAGAGAAACUUCAGAAAGCCUUUGAGAUUGCGAAGCGUAUCCCAAUUAUCACAUCAGCCAAAACACUCGAGCUUGCCAAAGUAACCCAGUUCAAGACCAUGGAAUUUGCUCGCUAUAUUGAAGAGCUUGCUCGGAGCGUACCUUUGCCACCUCUCAUCAUGAACUGCAGGACUAUAAUGGAAGAAAUUAUGGAGGUUGUUGGUCUGGAGGAGCAAGGACAGAAUUUUGUACGUCAGGCAGCAGAAGGCCAGGAAACCACUGAAACAGAUGAGCUAUAUAUGAUCCCAAAUGCUUUGACACGCAGUGACUCUCCCACAGCUGACUCAGACGCAUCGUCACUGCAUGAGCCACCUCAACAGAUUGCAAUAAAAGUGUCAGUUCACCCGUUGUCCAAAAAGGACUGCAUGGAUGGUCAGUCACAGGAAAGCAUGCAGUUGGACACCAAGGAAGAAGACACUCUUCAAACACCAGCACUUCCUGCAGAGCCGCCUCCUGAGACUUCUGCUGAACUCAGUUCUGAUGACACAGCAUUGGCAAAUGACACAAAUACAUGUGUUAUAUAUGAAAGCCAUGUAUGAUAGUUACUCCUGAAUCUAUGCAUAGCAGGAAAAUCAGGUGGAGCUCUUUUAAAAAUACAUAUUGUACUUGCCGCUAAGCCUUACCUGGAGACUAUCAUAGCAAAAGCAUGUAAGUGGAUUAUUUGGCACUUUCUUCUCAGUUUGAGUUUCGUUUACCAUGAUGUAUGGCAGAGUAAUUGCUAUUACAUUAAUAUUAAUUGCUCUCUUUGAUUAGGAGUAUUUCCAAGAAACAUUUACCUCAGCAUUUUCUAGGUUGGAGUCACCUGUAGUGGCCUCCUGGAAGUCACUGAUAGUCUUUGAUGAAGGACACUUGAACUUACUAAAUAUAAAACUGGUUUGCAUCUUCCUCCUUCACUCUUGUUAUUUCCCUCUAUUGCAUUUUUGCAGAUAUUAACUUGUGAAUUUGAAAUAUUGCCCAAGAGGCAGCACUCCAAUAGCCAAAUAAAAUCGUAAUAGAUCCCAUUUACAAAGCCUGUUUGCUCAGCUACAUUGUGAUUUAGAGGGCUAUUAAAGAAAGUUAAAAUGUUUCCAUUUCAUUUGUGACCACACUGCCUAGGCACAUGGAAAAUAGUUUUCUCUUUUCCAUGGAACAAAGAUGCCAACAAUUGUUUGUUUUGCAUGGAGGAACAACUUUGAGGUGUAUUUUACAGAUGGGAAAGCCCAUAAACAUCUUACAGAAAGUUGCAGUCCAACAUCUCUGCAAGGUUUUUUUGCAUAUAUUUUUUACCUUGCCAGAAUUUUAUAUGCCAAACAGCUGCAAAUAUGCAAGAUGUCUUGUUUUGAAGUAAUUUGGAAGGAAUAAGUAUGUACUACUUUACCAGAAGAUAUGCAGAUUCCUUAACAGUCCUGCAAAUGGCAGUAAUCAGUUGAUGACAAGGCUCAAAUGGCAAAAUACCCUUUUACUGGGAUUCUUAAUUUUGUGCAAAUUCAGAUUCUGAAGAUCAAGCCUAAGUUCGCAUAUAAGCAUCAGUUUGAGAGUGUUGUAUCCAAACUGGAAAAAAAAAUAUAAUCAAGUGUCCUGAGAAAUUACAAUGACAGUCAUGCAAACUGUUUAGUGUGAUACAAUUGCUUUGGUAUUUUAAGAACCUCCUACCUAUGUAGAAUGUUCACUGCUUGAGUACAUGUGACUCUACCCCAGUAAAGCUUUAAUGAUCACAGCAAUCGUGGUGUUAAAAAGGAUCAACAUUUAUGCCAGGAAGUGCCAGGAGUGGAAGUGAUAAUUUCUGUUGCAGACAGACAAUAAAAAGGACCUCCUCUGCAGUGAGUCUGGAAAGCAAGCUCUUACCAGGAGGAGUUCGUGUAGGGUUAAUAUUACUUAAUUACCUGACACAUUUUGUUUGGAACUAAUGAACAAACUAUCACCCUAUAGUUUUUAAAAAGAGUUUUAGUGUAAGUAUAGAUACUUAAAAUAAAUCCAGAAUCAAGCAUAGCGCAGAAAAAGAAGUCUCUUAGGUCUCUGGGGAGACGAUGUAUGGAUAGCUCUCUGGACAUUUUAGUGAAGUAGCCACAUCUACAUAAGGUGCCUGUUGGAGGCAAUCAGUUAUAUUAACUGGUAAUCAGGACCAGACAAAGUCGAUGUUGCAGCUAUCUAAAAGAACCCUUGAUAAUUAACUGAGGGUUUAUGUCAGCUUCCUCAUGUUAAAGUGCAGAGCCUCACUAGCAGUGUAAUAUAGUAACACUCCAUGACUUAUGUAGGUGAUGCAGAGAAGGCUCCAUAUUUACCUAUCUAUGGUUACUAAAAAAAAAAUGACAUGUUUAAUAAUGGACUUCAGAUUUUACAACCAACUUCUGAAAAAUUGCAUCAUUCAGUUGCCUCAUGUUUGUGCUCACCACAGUGGCAGGUUUCUAUACAAAAUAAUUUGCACAUGCCCUAAAGGAAACAUGCAAGGGCAAAGUCCCUUUAGGAAUGUGGCUGGAAAUAUUUUAGUUCCAGCAAAGCAAUAUAAAUCUAGAACAUAAAGUAGAUUAAGAGAAUACCAUAAAGAACCUCACUUCUGACCAGUGUGAUUGAAAAUACUGUUGAUGCAAACUGUUAACUUCUUGUCUGAGUCCAAAGUACAUUUCUGUUUAGUGUUCACAUCAGUUUUUCGAGUUAUUUAAUUUGCUUCUCGUAUGAAAAAGGACAAGGGUAGAAACAAAAGCAGGAACUUGCACUAAAUUCUUUUAAUUCACUUUAACCUCCUGAAAAGAGGCAUCUUGAUUUUUCUGCCUGUCCAGCAUUUACAGACAUGCUCAGGCAUUCUGAAGUUUCCUACCUGGUGCCCAACUAAGAUUGCACAGAUAAGCAAGGAUGUUCUCCUUAAAGCAUACUUAAAAAAAAAAAAAAAAGUUAUGAAAAUAUUUAUUAAACUGAAGUAUUUUAAUUUUAAUUGUUUUUUAACUAUGAAAUUUUUACAGUAGAGAUCAUGUAUUCCCUUGGUGUUUGUUACCAGGCAGUUCUGACCCUGACUGCUUCCCUCAGGCUGUCCUUCAGCCUGUUUAGUAUGUAUUUAUUGAGAAACAUUUGAGAGCAAACGAUCACCAUGGUUUUCUUCAGUAUCUUCCUUGAAGAUACCGAUGAUGUUUUUUUCCAAAGUUUUCCCACAAGGGGCGUGUAUUUGAAGUACCCACAAACGCACAUUGCAAACCACGUAUGAGCAACAGGCACUUGGAUUAGGUACAUACAAUUUGUGUAGUGCUGGAUUCCUGCAGUUGCAGGGUCAAAGGGAACCCUGAAUUUGCUGGAGCUGGACUCACUUCAAACUGAGAGUUCAUGGGUAUAACCAGUCAGCUAUAAAUUCUUUGGACAUUUAACUUUGUGGUAUUAUUGGAAUAAAAGCCGAACAGCGCUGUAGCUGAAGAAAAUAGAGAUUGUAACCAACGGUUUUGGUUUAUGUAUUUUUUUUGUGUUUUCAUGUAUGCUGCUCAAUAUCUUUAUGGAUCCAUCCUGUGACACCUCUAAGCCUAAAGCUUUUUAUAUGCUUUGAGGCACUUCCUUUGUGGGAGACAGAUGGGAAGCCAGAUCCAAACCCAUCUUUCCUGUUCCAAACUCUCUGCCUGUGCUCUAUUAUGAAGUAAACUAUUGUGUCUUGCAGUAUUUCUUAGUGAAUGGCUAUUUUAUGGUGCAAGAACACAAUUGACAAAUAUAAAAUUAAUGAAGGCUCUAAGAAAACAUUAACAUUUGGAUUCUUAAGUAUUUUCAUGCACCUUAAGCACUUCAGGGACAUUAAUCUGUUCCCAUCAUUUGGCUAUGCACACCUUUUGUUACAUUGUUCUAUUUCUUGUAUCACCAAACACUAAAGGUUCUUAAAACACUCAGAAUCUGGAAAACCCAGUCCAACUGAAAUUGUGUUCUGAAAGCAUAAAGAACACAAAGCCAGGCUUAGAAAGGAAAAGAGAUUUGCAUGAUAUAUUUAUACCAUUUUCAAAUAUUUUUGCCAAAAUUUCAUGAAAGAUGACUAGAUUUCUGCAGUACAAGAAAUCAGUGUUGAAUUUGAAUUUUAUACUUACAAUUCUUUUUUCAGUAAAUGUAAGACCAUAUUAAUCUGAUCACUUAAGCAUAAUAUUCACUAUCUACUUGCUCAACAUUUUCUUUUUGAGCAGCAUUUGUUUACUGGUAUCCUUUUUUAUUCUCUGAUUUGAGCAUGUUUGUGAUGAAACCUACCCUUCAGUCACUUUAUGAGUCUGUCAUUUAAAAAAAUCUAAAAGAACCCAUAGAUCAGCAUUUUUAUGCAGGUUUAUUGGUAUUUGAUAAGGCACAGCAGUUUGUUGCUGUGCUUAAAAACUACUGUAUAAUCAUGAGACUUGUGAAAUGGCAUAUGUGGGCAGAUGUUGAUUUUUUUAAAAAUCAGUGCCUGUUUUAUUCUAAUGUACAUACUAUGUUACUUCCUUGAUUUGCAGUUUCCUUUUGACAAAAGUACUGUAACAUAUAACCAGGGCUUUCUGACUUUCAGUUUGGUCAGAUGAACUAAUUCCAGAAAGUGUUAACAGUGUCGAAUUUUAAAAGUUCUCAUGGAAUAUCUUGGCAGCAUGCUAUUUUAAGAGUUGGCCUCAAGUAUACCGUACUUAGUGGGACAACUGAAAGCUUCUUAGAUGCAAAGGAAAUGCUUGCACUAAAGUAUCUUAAGUUAAAUUUCAUUUAUUAUGAAAUCCUUUCUGAUUUUAAAAGAAAUGUAAGACAAAUAUGAAUGUGUUCUUUUGAGAAGCAGUUACUGUACUUUGAUUUAAAUAACUGUUAUGAUUUUAUAGCUCAUGGCCGUAAACCACAAAGAGACCAAUUCAUGCUGAAGUGGCGAAAUGAAAUGUGAUGUAGCUUGUGCAUUGAUCAUUGUUUCAAUAAAGAAUUUGCACAGAG
Corapipo altera (White-ruffed manakin) is the source of this 6590-nucleotide messenger RNA. RefSeq names its product microfibril associated protein 3 like (gene MFAP3L). The coding region runs from base 1112 to 2257 and encodes 381 amino acids. The record is from RefSeq and is a predicted model, not a curated record. The transcript has 3 exons. Lineage: Eukaryota; Metazoa; Chordata; Aves; Passeriformes; Pipridae.